Molecule: messenger RNA, 1118 nt
Organism: Acaromyces ingoldii
Lineage: Eukaryota; Fungi; Basidiomycota; Exobasidiomycetes; Exobasidiales; Cryptobasidiaceae
Exons: 5
Coding region: 61-780 (239 amino acids)
Molecular function (GO): acyltransferase activity, transferring groups other than amino-acyl groups
Source: RefSeq, a predicted model, not a curated record
UCUUCCUACUCACUUCACCGCCUUCUCUUCUCUGACCAUAAGAGACUUCCUUUCCCUCCAAUGUCGACGCUCGUUGAGUCGGCUGUAGGCGACGCAGGUCCCCCGGUGCUGAAGCAAGCGGUACUCGAUUUGGGCCUGUCCUGGGAUGACGCGCUUUGUGAGCCGUUUCUUCAACUUGCUGCGCCGCUUGACGAAUACAUCCUCACACCACUCAGAAAAGAGGACGCUCCCCGAAUGCUAGAGGUACUCAAUGACGGCCGUGUCUACCCCAAGCUUGCCAACGUCCCUCACCCGUACACACCCGAGCACGCCGCAAAGUGGGUCCCAAUCCAAAGAGAACAGGCGAGGGCCAGUCUCGCUCACCUCGCUCGAUCCGCCAUUCGCGAUGGGCUUACAACCCUGCCGGUCCAUGCGAUCCGACACCGAUCCAUCUCCUCUGGCUGUGCAACGUGGAUCGGCGAUGUCAAGUUUUACGUCCCAGAUGGCUCGACAACAUGGCAAGUUGGAUACCUCCUCGACCCAGCACACUGGUCAAAAGGGGUCAUGACACAUGCCGUCCGGUCGCUGCUCUCGCUUCUCCAGCGUAUCACCGUUUCGAGAGCUGAGAACCAAGAAGGGAGAAGACUGCUCGAGGUCAAAUCGAGCGCGUAUAAGGGCAACGAGGCAUCAGUGCGCGUGCUUCAAAAGGCUGGCUUCACACUGAUGUCGCUGCCUGAGCAAGAUGAUGAGGCUCGUUGCAAAGGUGCGAUUCCAGAGUACAAGCUCCUCUACAGGCUGUAACACUAGGGAUACUCGAUCCCUAGUCGAUCCAUCUCUUCUUUGAUCGCCAUGGCCGUCUCGCCAAUGGUGCCCGUGACACGCACGCCUGACGCCAUCCACCUUUUGCGCUUCUGCAAGGCAGAGUGGGCGGAACCAUCGUGGUAGAUUGCACCAGAAUGGCCGUAGGAUCUCCCUUCGGGAACGCCGAGGCCUGCAAUGAAGCCCACGAUGGGUUUGGACGGUGGUGAAGGGAGAGAGUCGAGAUAGUCGGACACGUCCUCCUCCAUCGUGCCUCCCACCUCGCCAACAAUGAUGAUGCCCUUAGUCGUGGGAUCGUUUAGCAGAAAUUCUAGAGCCUC